Messenger RNA from Melampsora larici-populina 98AG31, 3639 nucleotides. RefSeq lists its product as uncharacterized. Bases 1 to 3639 code for a protein of 1212 amino acids. Gene Ontology annotation, molecular function: ATP hydrolysis activity; ATP binding; P-type calcium transporter activity. NCBI's taxonomy places the organism in Eukaryota, Fungi, Basidiomycota, Pucciniomycetes, Pucciniales, Melampsoraceae. Gene Ontology annotation, biological process: calcium ion transmembrane transport; intracellular calcium ion homeostasis. Gene Ontology annotation, cellular component: membrane; intracellular membrane-bounded organelle. The record is from RefSeq and is a predicted model, not a curated record. The transcript has 12 exons.
AUGUCAUCCAACUCACCACAACCCAUCCCAACAGAAAAACCCAAAGAAUCAUCAAUCCAUACUAUCCAACCCACCUCAUCACCUACAGAUUUCAACCUGACCCCAUCCCAACUAUCUAAACUAAUCGAUCCUAAAUCGAUUCAAGACCUCAAAACCCUAGGAGGCAUCUCUCAAAUCGCUGCUGCCCUACACACCGAUCUUCAAAACGGACUGAGCACCUCAGCAGCAGAAUCAUCAUCAAGAUCAGAUGUCUAUGGAAAGAAUCAGUUGCCGGUCAAACCUACCAAGUCGCUGUUGGGAUUGAUGUGGACGGCUUUGCAGGAUAAAGUGUUGAUUAUCUUGAUCAUUGCGGCGGUCGUGUCUUUGGCUUUAGGACUUUAUACUACACUGGGUACUCCUCCUAAGUCUUAUAUCAACUCUAGUGGUCAAAGAAUUACAGAACCUCAAGUAGAUUGGGUAGAAGGAUUAGCCAUCUUGAUUGCAGUAGCUAUUGUAACAAUCGUAGGAUCUUUGAAUGAUUAUCAAAAAGAAAAACAAUUUGUGAAACUGAAUUCGAAAAAAGAAGAUCGAAUGAUCAAACUAUUACGAAACUCUGGGGAACAAACAUUAGUGAACAUUUCAGAAGUCGUAGUAGGAGAUAUAGCAGUUUUGGAACCUGGAGAGAUUGUUCCGGUGGACGGGAUCUUUGUUGAUGGGUAUGGAAUCAAAUGUGAUGAGAGUAGUGUAACAGGUGAAAGUGAUUUAAUAAAGAAAACUAAAUUCUCAUUCGAAUCAUCAUCAGAAGAAGUAGAUUGUUUUAUGAUCUCAGGUUCGAAGGUGGUCGAAGGAUAUGGAACUUAUUUGGUCAUUUCUGUGGGGGAGAAUUCGUUUUAUGGAAAGAUUAUGAUGAGUUUGAGAGGUGAAAAUGAAAACACUCCACUUCAGUCUAAGUUGAAUCAUUUGGCGGAAUUGAUUGCUAAGCUUGGAGCUACGGCUGGGGUGAUUCUUUUUGUGGCUUUGAUGAUUCGGUUUUUUGUUCAACUUGGUACGAAUCCGGAUCGGUCUCCGAAUGAUAAAGCUCAAGCGUUUAUUCAAGUCUUGAUUAUUUCGGUUACAAUUGUGGUAGUGGCAGUACCAGAAGGUCUUCCAUUGGCUGUGACACUUGCUUUAGCAUUUGCUACAAGACGAAUGACCAAGAUGAAUUUGUUAGUAAGAGUUUUAAGUUCGUGUGAAACGAUGGCGAAUGCCACUGUGAUCUGUACAGAUAAAACGGGUACUUUAACCCAAAAUAAAAUGACCGUUGUUGCUGGAUCGAUUGGAGUGAAUUUAAAGUUUGCUAAUUUGGUAGAAGAGAAUGAAGGAAGGAUUCCGAAUGAUGAACCGAUCGAUUCAUCCAGUUUAUCAAGUAAAUCAGAUCCCCCAAAACCAAUCGUUAACCAACCUAAAAUCACCCUUAAUCAAAGUGAUACCAAUCGAUUAGAUUUUUCAAUUGAUCAAACGGAUCUAAACGAAACCUUGAACCCCAAGCUCACUGAACUUUUAAUCCAAUCCAUCGCACUAAACUCGACGGUGUUUGAAGAUUCGAAUUCCAAUAGUUUGAUCGGAUCUAAAACUGAAGUAGCUUUGAUCGAAUUGAUGAAACAACAAAGUUGGAAAGAUUUUAAUCAAGUACGAAAAGAUGAAGCUGUAGUUCAAAUGAUUCCAUUUAGUUCUGAAAGGAAAUCGAUGGGAGUGGUGAUUCAAUUGAAAGAAUCCGGAUCAUCAACUCAUCAAAAGAAAUAUCGGUUCUUGGUUAAAGGUGCAUCUGAAGUGUUAAGUAAAUUAACUAAAGAUUAUGUUUUGGUAUCGAAAGAGAAAGCAGAAGAUCAAGAAGGAAUGAUUGAGAUCAAAGAGUUUGAUGAAGAGAGUCGAUCGAACAUUAACCGAACGAUCAUGUGUUAUGCUACUCAAUCUUUAAGAACCAUUGGAUUGUGUUAUCGAGAUUUAAAUGAAGAUGAAUGGAAAGAAGGAAUGAGUUAUGAAGAUUUGAUGGGAGAUAAUCAAUUGACUCUUUUGGCUAUUGUGGCCAUUGAAGAUCCUUUGAGGAUUGGAGUCAAGGAAGCUGUUAAGGAUUGUUUAGGUGCUGGGGUUGGAGUGAAGAUGGUCACGGGUGAUAAUGUUUUAACCGCAAAGUCUAUUGCUACUCAGUGUGGGAUUUAUACACCUGGUGGGAUCAUAAUGGAAGGACCGGUUUUUAGAAACCUGACUGAACAUGAAAGGUUAUCAAUCAGUCAUCGAUUACAAGUCUUAGCAAGAUCAUCACCAGAAGAUAAGAAGAUCUUGAUUGAAACUUUACGAAAGUUGGGAGAGAUUUGUGCAGUAACAGGAGACGGAACGAAUGAUGGACCUGCUUUGAAAGUUUCACAUGUUGGGUUUUCAAUGGGGAUCACAGGAACUGAAGUGGCUAAAGAAGCUUCGGACAUUAUUUUGAUGGAUGAUAAUUUUGCGAGUAUUGUGGAUGCGAUCAUGUGGGGUAGAUGUGUGAAUGAUUCGGUUAAGAAAUUCUUGCAGUUUCAACUUUCGGUUAAUAUUACGGCUGUGAUUAUUACAUUUAUUACUAGUGUUGCUUCUGAUAGUGAAAAUUCUAUCUUGACGGCUGUCCAGUUACUUUGGGUGAAUUUAAUUAUGGAUACGUUUGCUGCCUUAGCCUUAGCCACUGAUCCAGCAUCUAAGUCAUUAUUAAAAAGAAAACCAGAUCAUAUUAAUUCACCAUUGAUAACGAUUGAAAUGUGGAAGAUGAUUUUAGGACAAUCUGUGUUUCAGCUGAUUGCGAUUUUGAUUUUGAAUUUUAAAGGACGAGAGAUUUUAAAGUUGGAUUAUCAAGGAGAUGAUCAAGGAAGAAUGAUUCAAGAUUCGAAUAUCCAUAAAACGAUUGUCUUCAAUACGUUUGUGUUUUGUCAAAUCUUUAAUCAAUUUAAUUCUAGAGUUCUCGAUCGGUCUUGGAAUGUUUUCAGAGGCUUGUUUAGGAAUGUUUAUUUCUUGGUGAUCUUGUUGAUCAUGGUAGGAGGACAAAUUUUGAUUGUCGAAGUAGGAGGAGCAGCAUUUCAAGUGACUAGGAUUGGAAUCAAAGAUUGGAUAAUCUGUUUGAUCAUUGGAGCUUUAUCAUUACCGAUUGGAAUGAUCGUGAAGGUUUUACCGACUAAACCGUUUCAAUUGGGAUAUGAUUGGUUAAUGAAUUUGAAGAUCUUUAAACCUAAGGAAAAAGGUUUGGAAGAUGGAAAGGAAAAGAUGGAUGGAGGUGAGGAUGGAGGUCAAAGAGGUUGGAACCCGGCUAUUGAUCAAGUUCGAGAUAAUUUAGCUACUUUUGGUCAGAUUAGAGGUGGGAGAGUUAGGAGUUCUAGUUUGGUUAAGAAGUCUAGACAUUCGAUGAUGAAGGAAAAAGGAAUUCAUACUGGAGAGUUAAUGACGAUGGUACCUACUUUGGUGGUGACAUCUAUUGGAGCAGGAUGGCAUCCUUAUCCUUCAAAACAAAGGUCUAGAACUUCAUCACAGAGAAGAAGAUCUGAUUUAGCGGAUCCGAAUUCGAUUGAUCCGAGUGUUUCGGAUUCGAACCUUUGGAUUCAAAAAGUCGAAAUUCAUCCAGAUACAGAUCCGAAUGAUGUAAGUGAGAGACUUGAUUGA